GAUAUUUUUUUCUGUUAUAGUUCUUGUGACAACGUACCCGUGUGACAACCAUACCCGGUCUCCCCUAUACGUGUACUAUAUCUUCAGUGCUGGUAAUGAAUUUUGGAACACAGCUAUUAUAUGGGGUUUUAUUUCUCGAACUCACGUGAAAUUGUUUGCAUAUGAAAUUGGCCAUAUUCCGUGUAGUGUGAGUGAUUGUCCAAACGCUAGUCGCGAAAUGCAAUUUACAUGAUGACGUAGUAAAGGAUUGUCUAUUGGAAAGCGUGCCUCGACGGCAGGGAAAAGAACGAAGAAGACGGAGCCAGAGCAAGAAAAAGAAACUGAGAAUGCUGACUGUUUUGUUUGUUUUCUGUUAAUUUAAAGUGUCGUCAAAGUUUGUGAGAUAGUGCGAUAACAUGGAUAAGGAUACGACGGAGAUGAAAUCAAACCCCAGGGAGACUGCGAAUGUCUUCAGUAUUCUAUUCUUCUGGUGGAUGCGAGAAUUAUUUAUGAAAGGCAUUAAGCGUGAUCUGGAGGAAUCUGAUAUUUAUCGUCCAGUAAAAGCGGAUGAAUCUGAAAAACUGACUGAUCAUCUCGAGAAAUGCUGGAAUCAUGAGCUGGAUAAACUGAAAAACCUGGAAUAUACCGUGGGUAAAGACGGGCAGAAAGUACCUUUAAAAAGGGAUGUCCGUCCGAGAUUAUACAAAGCGAUCGUCAAUGCUUUUUGGUUGCCGUAUUUCAUAAUCGGAACCUUCGUAUUCAUUCAAUGUAAUGUGGUACGCGUCGCAAUACCGAUCUUUCAGAGUUGGAUUAUCGAUUACUUCGCUCAGACAUCAAAGUAUAAGACAGAGACGGACGAUGUGCUGAUUUAUAUCGCCUGCAUGGUCCUUUGCAAUAUCAUCUCCGUUCUAAUAAUGCACCAUACGAUGAUGCAGUCGAUGCAGAUCGGCAUGAGGAUACGCGUCUCUUGCAGCUCUCUCCUCUACCGGAAGUUAUUGCGGUUGAAUAGAGCAUCCAUGAACCAAACCGGUACUGGACAGAUCAUGAAUCUUCUCAGCAAUGACGUCACUCGCUUCGAUCAGUUAACACAGUUUGUGAAUUAUAUAUGGAUCAUGCCUGUUCAGAUCGUGAUUAUUGGAAGUAUAAUGUGGGAAAAACUCGGUUAUUCGGUCCUUGUUGGCAUCGGGUCGCUAUUAAUUAUCGCCCUAGUGGUUCAAGGAAUCUUCAGCUUGCUGAGUCGCAGAAUCAGAGCCAUGAUCGCACCACAGACCGACCGGAGAGUGCAGCUGAUGAGCGAACUCGUAGCCGGGAUACAGGUGGUGAAGAUGUACGCUUGGGAGAAACCGUUCAGCAAGAUCGUGUCGUUGACCAGACAGCUGGAGAUCAAGAAAAUCCAAUUCUCGUCGUACGUGCGCGCCGCGUAUUUGGCCAUCAUAGUCUUCACCGAGCGGCUGACCCUUUACUUCACCCUAAUAACGUUCGUUCUAACAGGGCAUAACCUGACUGCAGACCUGACUUACGAAAUGUCGACGUACUUCAAUAUGCUUCAACUUACUACCGCGAUGUACUUUCCACAGGCGCUAAUACAGUUGGGCGAAGCGAUGGUGUCUAUGAGCCGGUUGGAGGACCUUCUGCUGAUGGACGAAGUAAACAUGGAACGUUCGGAGAAGACGCCGCAGUUACAGCGUGAAUCUCAGAAUCCAAACGAAGUUACUGACGAGGUUAAUCAAACAGACAGGUAUAUCUCGAAAAAUGGGAGUAUGGCGCUUUCUGAGCUUCAGAGAUUACCUGACCUUCCGGUCUGCGUGAAGCUUCAGCGCGUUUCCGCCAAUUGGAUCAACGGCCAACUGCCACCGACUUUGUGCAAUAUCAACUUGACCAUCAAGCCGGGCCAGUUAUGCGCCGUGGUCGGUACCGUGGGCUCCGGCAAAUCAUCCAUACUGCAUUUGCUGCUGAAAGAGUUGGAUCCCGGUGCGGGUACCGUGAGCCUCAUUCAAGACUCUUCGAAGGAUAACUUUCAGAGUAAGAUGUCCAACGGUUACUUCAUGAGCAAUCCAAAUCUGCGCAUUUCCUAUGCCAGCCAGGAGCCCUGGCUCUUCGGCGGCACUGUCAGAGACAACAUAUUGUUUGGCCAGCCUUACGACAAGGCCAGAUAUACUCAGGUGGCAAAUGUGUGCGCCUUGACGAAAGAUUUCCGACAGUUUCCACAAGGAGACAUGACGCUGGUCGGCGACAGAGGUGUAUCCCUGUCCGGAGGCCAACGGGCGCGAAUCAAUCUCGCGAGGGCAGUUUACAGGCAGGCGAAUCUGUAUCUGCUCGACGAUCCCUUGAGCGCGGUGGACUCUCGCGUCGGCCGGCAUCUCUACUGGAAGUGCAUCAGCGAGUAUCUUCACGGCAAGACGAGGAUACUCGUAACACAUCAGUUGCAAUUUCUAAAACGCGCCGAUUACAUCGUCGUAUUGGAUCGAGGUUUUGUGAAGAUGCAAGGAAGCUAUACUGAAUUGGUACAGUCAAAUAGAGAUUUCAUUAGGAUGUUGGACAAUUUGAGUCACGAAGCGCAGAAAAAGGAAGAGGAUAUGAGGAGAGCCUCGGAAAUGUCUAUGAAAAGAAUCUCGAUAAUGAGACGUGCUUCUGGAUUAUCUGUCGCAAGUUCCACAGUUUCAGAGAUUGACGAUUCGGAUUAUGCGGAGAAUAGCCCGGAAGCUGAGAUGAUGGCACAUGGUCGGAUAUCCGGCAAAGUGUACAAGGAAUAUCUGCACCACGGCGCUAGCUAUUUUUCCCUGUUCAUGCUGCUGCUGCUCUUUAUCAUCAGUCAGGUUGCCACCUCCGGGACUGAUUACUGGCUCUCGUACUGGACCAGCUUGGAGGAUGUCAGGCGCGUCGAGAACACUAGUGAUGUCAGUCAGUACGCAUACUUGUACAACAACAGUUUCCUUGGGUCGAUCUUCACUCUGAACCCGGACGGUCUGCUCAGUACUGAGGAUGCCAUAUACGUAUACACGUUCUGCAUCAUUUCCUGCACUGUCACCACGCUGUUACGCAGCUUCCUCUACAUGAAGGUCUGCAUGAACUCGAGCUGCAAUCUGCACAACACCAUGUUCUCCAAUCUGCUGCAGGCGCGUAUGACCUUCUUCCACACGAAUCCUACCGGGAGAAUUUUAAACAGAUUUUCCAAAGACAUGGGCACCAUGGACGAGUUGCUGCCCAAAGCGAUGUUAGAGGCUCUCCAAGUGUGCUGUGUAGUAUGCGGUAUAUUGGUAAUGGAGACGAUACUUAAUCCAUGGAUGCUAAUAGCGAUAGUGAUACUGGCCGUCGUAUUUUACUUUAUGACAAAAUUCUACCUGAGUACCGCUCAGAACGUGAAACGUCUCGAAGGCGUAACAAAGAGUCCGUUGUUCUCGCACGUGAAUGCAACGCUGAACGGACUGCCGACGAUCAGAAGCAGCGGCGCCGGAAUCGAGACGAUGAUGCGAAAGCAGUUCGACGUGCUGCAAGACCGUCACAGCGGCACGUGGUACCUCUUCAUAACGUGCGGGACAACCUUCGGUGUUUUUACGGACCUAAUCAUGUGCCUGUUCCUCGCCACGCUUUGCUACUCCUUAGUAUUCUUGAAUGAAAAUGGCGGUGUAGCCGACAGCACAGCAGGCUUGGCAAUAUCGCAAUCGUUGAUCCUAAUUGGUUGCCUGCAAUACGGCAUAAAACAGUCCACCGAGACUAUGUCGCUGAUGACCUCCGUGGAAAGAGUUCUACAAUACACGAAUCUUCCCCAGGAGAAGCCCAUUACUUCGGACAACCCACCGCCGCCUACAUGGCCGUCUCAGGGGCAAUUGGUCCUGAAGGACGUCAGCAUGAAGUAUCACAAAGAUGAUCCACCGGUUUUGAAAAAUCUGAACGUAUCCAUCGAGCCUGGCUGGAAAGUUGGGGUAGUGGGACGAACCGGCGCCGGCAAGUCCUCUUUGAUCUCAGCGUUGUUCCGCCUAUUCAACGAGGGUCUUGAGGGCGAGAUUAAGAUCGACGAUUGGGACACGAGCACGGUAGGCCUGGGCGAGCUACGCUGCAAGAUCUCCAUCAUACCGCAGGAACCGGUGCUCUUCUCCGAGAGUCUGCGCUACAAUCUGGACCCGUUCAAUCAGUACGAUGACAUGAAGCUGUGGGACGUACUUCGGCAAGUCGAGCUGAACGAUGUCGCACUGGAUCACGAUAUAUUCUACGGCGGCCACAACUUCAGCGUCGGCCAGAGGCAGCUCAUAUGUCUGGCCAGAGCGAUCCUGAGGAACAACCGCUUGCUCGUUCUCGACGAGGCGACGGCCAAUAUUGAUUCGCACACCGAUGCUUUAAUUCAAGACACUAUAAGGAGCAUUUUUAAAGAAUGCACCGUCAUCACGAUAGCGCAUCGUUUAAAUACCAUUAUAGACAGCGACCGGAUCAUUGUGAUGGAAAACGGCUCCAUUGUAGAAUUUGGUUGUCCUUACGAGCUGUUGCACGAAAAACCGAAUGGCUAUUUUUCACAAAUGGUGCAAAAGACGGGCAAUCAGAUGGCACAGAGUCUUCUGGAACAGGCGAGAACGGCUUGCGUAAGAAACAACGAUCAUCGUGAAUUGAAUUUGUCGGGACAAAAUACUGAGGGCGAGAGCGACGCCACGAUCACCGAACAGUCCGCUUUGUAGAUUUCUUUUCGGUGUCGUAACUAGGGCAGAGCAACCGAGGUCCACGCCAGGGGCACCAGCACCCGGAAAGCGCAAUUAGAGGCUAGUGUUUCAUGUCUGUAGGCAUUUCAUUGUAAACCUUAAAGAGGAAUAUAGAAAGCAAUAUCUAAAAAUGUCUUUAUUACACCUAUCGUGGUAUUAAUAUCUGAAAACUUUUGUAAUUUUAUUUGAGAAUACAAAAUCAAGUGUUGCCUCAAAGCUCUUAGUUACGACACUGUUUUUAUGCUACUCUUUUUCGUAUAAAAAUGAGCAAUGUAUAUAUUUAUAAUUAUAUACAUAUAUAUUUUACUGUAUAUGUGUCUGUAUAGUGUAUACUUAUAUGUAUAUACAUGUCCUAUGCUAAUUAGUACGAUCAAAUUUGCGAAGAAAAGGAAGAAAAAAAAGAAACACUCAAUGUGUAACGAGAUGACAUAAAUGGAGGGUAAGAUGCGGCUGUUUACAUGCCAAUUUCGAUUCUCUUUUUAUUUAUUGCUCUAAAUGACACGUAAAUGUGUUGCAUUUAUCUUACAAUUAAAUACAGAAUAGGAAUAAAUGCUAUUUUUCGAUAUUUCGUCAAAGUGUAUCAAAAUAAAAUAUGACGUAUUUCUCAUAAAUUCUGUUCAUUUCUUGAUAGCGCUAUAUGUAUACGCCACGACAAAAAAUCUGCGUAUACACGAAGUAAUAAAAUAUUUUAAAAAGUAAUAUAAAUUGCAUUGUUGUAUUUGCACAACAAAAAUUAUGAGAAAUUAAACAUCACUGUAAUGGUUUCUCGUUCGAUAAUGUUGACGUUUAACCAAUUGUUGAAAUUAUUCGAUUCAGAAACAAAUAACAUUUUAUUAUAAAAAUCAAAUUAAAAGAAAAGAAAAAAGCGUUAUGUUGAAAGAGUCACGUAAAAACAAGAAAUGCUUUAUGUUAAUGCAUUUCUACAGGACAGUUAUCGUUGUACUACAGAAAUAUGUAACGCCGAUAUGAAAACCAAGGAUGCAAUUACUGGUGAGUCCAGUAAAGUAUUGUCUAUCGGAGAGCAUUAGGAGUGCGUUUCCUCGAGACGUUAGAGGAAAAAAAUAAGAAAAUAAAAUAAAAAAGAGAAAAUAAGA
Molecule: messenger RNA, 5761 nt
Organism: Vollenhovia emeryi
Lineage: Eukaryota; Metazoa; Arthropoda; Insecta; Hymenoptera; Formicidae
Product: multidrug resistance-associated protein 4-like
Exons: 18
Coding region: 396-4646 (1416 amino acids)
Biological process (GO): transmembrane transport
Cellular component (GO): membrane
Molecular function (GO): ABC-type transporter activity; ATP binding; ATP hydrolysis activity
Source: RefSeq, a predicted model, not a curated record